Echinops telfairi (small Madagascar hedgehog) is the source of this 5930-nucleotide messenger RNA. RefSeq names its product RIC1 homolog, RAB6A GEF complex partner 1 (gene RIC1). Bases 118 to 4101 code for a protein of 1327 amino acids. The record is from RefSeq and is a predicted model, not a curated record. Gene Ontology annotation, biological process: intracellular protein transport; retrograde transport, endosome to Golgi. The transcript is spliced from 25 exons. NCBI's taxonomy places the organism in Eukaryota, Metazoa, Chordata, Mammalia, Afrosoricida, Tenrecidae. Gene Ontology annotation, molecular function: protein binding. Gene Ontology annotation, cellular component: cytosol; Golgi membrane; Ric1-Rgp1 guanyl-nucleotide exchange factor complex.
AAGGAGCCUGCAAAAUCGUUUGCUCAGUUUGGAUCCUACAAACAAGCUGAAUGGAGACCCGAUAGUACCACGAUCGCUGUGUCAACGGCACAUGGCUACAUCUUAUUUUUUCACAUUAUGUCAGCAAGAGGGGACAAGUACCUUUAUGAACCCGUGUAUCCCAAAGGAAGUCCACAUACGAAGAGCACACCCCAUUUUAAGGAAGAGCAGUGUGCACCAGCAUUAAAUAUAGAGAUGAAGAAAAUACUGGACUUGCAAGCACCUAUCAUGAGUUUGCAGUCUGUGCUCGAAGACCUCCUGGUGGCUACUUCUGAUGGACUUCUUCAUCUCAUUCACUGGGCAGGCAUGACAAACGGAAGGAAAGCCAUUAAUCUUUGCACAGUGCCCUUCUCCGUAGACCUGCAGUCAUCCAGAGGUUCGUCCCUGGGCUUUGCGGGUGUAUACAUCAGAGAUAUGGAAUACUGUGCCACGCUGGAUGGGUUUGCCGUGGUGUUCAAUGACGGCAGAGUGGGAUUUAUCACCCCGGUGUCAAGUAGAUUCACUGCGGAGCAGCUUCAUGGAGUGUGGCCCCAAGAUGUUGUUGAUGGAACAUGUGUGGCUGUAAAUAACAAGUAUCGACUAAUGGCAUUUGGUUGUGCAAGUGGUUCUGUGCAGGUUUACACCAUCGAUAACACCACGGGCGCCAUGCUGCUCUCUCAUAAACUAGAGCUGACUGCAAAGCAAUAUCCUGACAUUUGGAACAAAACUGGAGCUGUUAAACUGAUCAGAUGGUCUCCUGACAGCAGUGUUGUCACAGUGACCUGGGACUACGGGGGCCUCUCCUUAUGGAGUGUGUUUGGAGCCCAGCUCGUUUGUACGCUCGGAGGGGAUUUCGCUUACAGGUCUGAUGGUACCAAAAAAGAGCCCCUUCAGAUCAGUUCUAUGAGCUGGGGUGCUGAAGGUUAUCACCUGUGGGUGGUCGGUGGCUUCGGUUCUCAGAACUCUGAAGCGGAGCCUGACCUCAGGAACGUAGCUCGGCAGCCUGGCAUCUUGCUCUUCCAGUUUCUCAAGAGUGUGCUCGCCAUCAACCCGUGUAUGAGCAACCAAGAGCAGGUGCUGCUGCAGGGGGAAGACCGCUUGUACUUGAACUGCGGGGAGGCCUCCCAGGGCCAGAGUCCCCGGGGCUCCUCCGUCCACCCCAAGCAUGCACUCCAGCAGGAGAAGAGCCCAUUUGCCGAGGGAGGUUUAGAGUCUCCGGGUUUAAGCGCGUUGCUUGGGCAUCGGCACUGGCACGUUGUACAGAUCUCAAGCACCUAUCUAGAGAGCAAUUGGCCUAUACGGUUUUCAGCAAUUGAUAAGCUGGGGCAGAACAUUGCAGUGGUUGGCAAGUUUGGCUUUGCACACUACUCGUUACUCACCAAAAAGUGGAAACUCUUUGGAAACAUUACCCAGGAACAAAAUAUGGUUGUGACAGGAGGCCUGGCCUGGUGGAAUGAGUUCAUUGUCCUUGCAUGUUACAGCAUAAGUGACCGUCAAGAAGAGCUGCGUGUGUACCUGCGGACAUCGAAUCUGGACAAUGCAUUUGCGCAUGUCACCAAAGCCCCAGCAGAAACCUUGCUGCUGAGUGUCUUCCGGGACAUGGUGACCGUGUUCCGAGCAGACUGUUCUAUAUGCCUCUACAGUAUUGAAAGGCGAGCCGACGGCCCCACCACCAGCGCCAGUAUUCACGUGCUGCAGGAGGUCUCCAUGUCACGCUACAUCCCUCACCCUUUCUUGGUCGUGUCUGUCACGCUGACCUCCGUGAGCACAGAGAACGGGAUCGCCUUGAAAAUGCCACAGCAGGCUCAGGACGCGGAGAGCAUCAUGCUCAACCUUGCCGGGCAGCUCAUCAUGAUGCAGAGGGACAGGUCCGGCCCCCAAAUCCGGGAGAAGGAGAGCAGCCCCAACCCGAGGAAGCUUCUGCCUUUCUGCCCGCCGGUGGUGCUGGCCCAGUCCGUGGAGAAUGUCUGGACCACCUGCCGAGCAAAUAAGCAGAAGCGCCACCUGCUGGAGGCCCUGUGGCUGAGCUGCGGGGGCUCCGGCAUGAAGGUCUGGCUGCCGCUCUUCCCUCGGGACCACCGCAAGCCCCACUCCUUCCUGUCCCAGCGGAUCAUGCUGCCAUUCCACAUCAACAUCUACCCCCUGGCGGUUCUCUUUGAGGACGCCCUUGUCCUCGGUGCUGUCAACGACACUCUGCUCUACGACUCUCUGUGUGCCCGGGCCGCCCCGCGGGAGCCGCUUGAGGGGCUAUUCCCCUUCUGCGUCGUGGAGCGGGCCUCGCAGAUCUACCUCCACCACAUCCUGCGCCAGCUGCUGGUCCGCAAUCUCGGCGAGCAGGCCCUGCUGCUGGCCCAGUCCUGUGCUGCGCUGCCCUACUUCCCGCACGUGCUGGAGCUCAUGCUGCACGAAGUGCUGGAGGAAGAAGCUACCUCUCGGGAGCCCAUUCCCGACCCACUGCUGCCCACGGUGGCCAAGUUCAUCACCGAGUUCCCGCUCUUCCUGCAGACAGUCGUCCACUGCGCCCGUAAGACGGAGUACGCCCUGUGGAACUACCUGUUCGCAGCCGUGGGGAACCCCAAGGACUUGUUUGAGGAGUGUCUGAUGGCUCAGGAUCUGGACACCGCUGCCUCUUACCUUAUCAUCCUACAGAACAUGGAAGUCCCUGCUGUGAGCAGGCAGCACGCCACCCUGCUCUUCAACACCGCGCUGGAGCAGGGCAGGUGGGGGCUCUGCCGACACAUGAUCCGAUUCCUCAAAGCCAUUGGCUCUGGCGAGUCGGAGACCCCUCCACCCACACCCUCUGCUCAGGAGCCCAGCCCCGGCGGCGGGGGGUUUGAGUUCUUCAGGAAUCGCAGCAUCAGCUUAUCCCAGUCAGCUGAGAACGUCCCUGCAAGUAAAUUCAGCUUGCAGAAAACGCUCAGCAUGCCUACGGGGCCCUCUGGGAAAAGGUGGAGCAGGGACAGCAGCGACUCCGCAGAGAACAUGUACAUCGACAUGAUGCUCUGGAGACACGCCCGGCGCCUGCUGGAAGAAGUGCGGCUCAAGGACCUCGGCUGCUUCGCUGCCCAGCUGGGCUUUGAGCUCAUCAGCUGGCUGUGCAAGGAGCGGGCCCGGGCGGCCCGCGUGGACAACUUUGUGGGAGCCCUGAAGAGACUCCACAAAGACUUCCUAUGGCCUCUGCCCAUUAUCCCCGCCUCUUCUCUCAGCUCUCCCACCAAGAAUGGGAAGUACCACACAGGCGAGCAGUUGGUAAAGUCUCAGUCGGCUGGCCCUUUUUCAAACCUCAAGAUGGAUGCUGGCACCUCCACAGUCCAGCGGAGUCAGAGCUGGCUUGGCAGCCUUGGCCCCACGCAUCAGGAGGUGGAUGCAGCCUCGUCCUACGGCGCACAGACUCAAGAUGCCUUCCUGUCACCUCUGUUGAAUAAAGGGGAUGAGUGCAGUAUCGGUUCAGCCACGGACCUGACGGAGAGCAGCUCCGUGGUGGACGGGGACUGGAUGAUGGUAGAUGAGAACUUCUCCACCCUCAGCCUGACACAGUCUGAGUUGGAGCACAUCUCCCUGGAACUGGCCAGUAAAGGGCCGCACAAAUCUCAGGUCCAGCUGCGGUACCUGCUGCACAUCUUCAUGGAGGCUGGCUGCCUGGACUGGUGCAUCGUCAUCGGCCUGAUUCUUCGUGAGCCCGCCGUCAUCCACCAGACCUUGGCGGUUAUGCAGUCAUCUGAGGUGGACGGAGAGAUGUUACAGAACAUCAGGACUGGGCUGCGGGCCGUGGACAGAUGGGCCUCCACCGACUGCCCUGGAUACAAGCCAUUUCUCAACGUCAUUAAGCCACAACUACAGAAACUCGGCGAGAUCGCCGAAGAGCAGAUCCAGCCCGAAGCCUUGCAGCCAGCCUCGGUGGGCAAGGCCCCAGAGCAGAGCAGCCCGAGGCCCGAGGAGAGCAGGACCAGCGGCAGCCACGGCGGCCUGCCCCCCAGGGAGGGCGGGGGCAGCAGCUCGGCUAGCCGGAAGGAAGAGGCUGCUGCCCGAGCCAGCGAGGAAGAGUCAUUCCCCGAUGGGGCCUUCGAUUGUUCCGUGUCUUGACGGCGGCGGGGGCACCCUCCCCGGGGGGCGGUGUUGAGUAACAGCCGUGUGUGCAGCACAGCCACUGGCGCCUCUAAGGUGGUCAGGGGGACACUGCUCAGAGAAUGCUGAGGAAAUGCUAGAUUUUACCUGUUUCUCCAAGAAAGAGGUUCUGACGCUGUAAGAACGUGACAUCCAAUCCGCUGGUUCCCGUAAACAUUUGUGAGCCGCCCUGGACAGGAGACUCGCUGGCUUUUACCGUAAAGGUCUGUGGCCUGCAGCCAGAGGGCUGGCGGAGCCCUAGACAAGCAAACUUUCCUGCUCCAGCCCCACCCCCGGUCCUGGGGCGUUCGGACUGCUUUUUUAAAAAACAAUAGAAAAAAAAAAAUCAAACCACAAAGGUGCUGGCUGAGAUCCUCAGGGCCGGGGCUCCCUGUCAGCCCCUCGGACAGCGCUGGACUCCCCACGAGUCCCUAGGGGCCAGUGAGGUGGGGAUCUGCCCUGCCAGUGACUGGUGGGGCGCCCUCCGCAGUGCCGCUGUUGGACACCACUGGACUGCUCUGGAUCGGGGAGUGCGUGCACCUUGUGUGAGUUCUCCGUGUCGUACCUCCAGGCCUCCCCUUGGGGGCCAGGGACACCACCCCCACCAGUGGGGACAGUCUGUGAGGAGGCCAGGCUGUGGGCUGGGCUGUCGAGUCGUGGAAAUGAUCGCCCUGAUCAUGAAAUGAAAGCGGUUUUGUGCACAUGAAUGCCGUUUCUUAUUUAUUGCUUUUUGUAAAUUGAAUAAAAAUGGGCUUUUAUGUAAAUAGACUAUGGAAUCCUGUAUUGUCACGGCUACUAAGAAUGAAUGUGUAAACUGUGUCCAGCAUUGUACCCCUUAAGCUAUUUUAUGUAUUUCAAGAUCCAACUGAAACGUGGGUUUUCAUACCUUAUGGAAACAAAGCUGCCUAUCCCCAGCUGCUGCCACCCACUCUGCUUACAUAUCGGCCGUGUGUCGUUCGAAUUACCUUACCACAGUGUUAAUUUAGAUAGCUUGUUUGUACUGUGCAAUUUGAACAAAGGAAUGCAAUGUUAUUUUUUACAAAAGCAAACUUAUUUUUAUAACAACGAUGUAUUUGAUGUGGACCAAAUUCAUAUUCGUACCACCGUGUGAAACAGCCUCUGUCCUCACAGCGCAGUUACGGGGGGACCUGGACAGGGGCGCCAUCUGCCCUCCUCGGAGUCGCUGCCUCCAGGCCCGGUUCCUUCUGGGUUUCUUGGGAAAGGACGCUCGAAAGCAUUUUGAAACCCUUGGUUCCAAAUCCAUCAAACUGUACUUCACAUGGAGUUGGGUGAUUUGCUUUUUCUCAAGUGCAAUCAUUUCACACAAUAAAAUGUCUGCGUGGGUGGAGUAUGGAUGUGAUGUCAUCGGUACCUGGUGCUACUUUUAUUUGUCUUUGUCUCCAAAUCGCCCAUCCCUGCAUCUUGAGAGAGGGUGGUGGCCUCACAGAAAAGCUGGGCACGGUUAUGGAAAAAGCCCUCUGAAACUCUACAUUUUCUGAAUCCACCUUUUCACAUCGCCUAGUGGGUUGGCAAAUCAACUGCUUGCAUAAGCCAUAAUCUUAACCCAUGAAUUUAAAUACUAUGUUUGAAGUAGACUAACUGCAUUUGAUUUCGUUUGCUGAUACCAAAACAUGACGUCACCUGGGGGUAGAUUCAACUAACACGCGAUUAGAGUUGCUGCUACUUAUGUCAUGAAGUCUGCCCCUCUCCUCCUGUGCUUAUCUUUGUAAGGAAAAUAAAACCAUUACGUGAACUUUGGAUGCUUCAGCAUCUCAGAGUUGACAUGUUUCAAUAAACCAUAGAAAGAC